Grus americana (Whooping crane) is the source of this 1966-nucleotide messenger RNA. RefSeq lists its product as uncharacterized. The transcript is spliced from 9 exons. Bases 619 to 1707 code for a protein of 362 amino acids. Gene Ontology annotation, molecular function: protein binding. NCBI's taxonomy places the organism in Eukaryota, Metazoa, Chordata, Aves, Gruiformes, Gruidae. The record is from RefSeq and is a predicted model, not a curated record.
UUUCACCUUCUGCUAGCAUAGAUGUGUUUUUAAGCCUUUUCAUAUAUUUUUUGGAUCUUCCAUUUUAAUCCUUGGUGAUUAUCUCUGUUUUCUGUUGUUUUUCUUCCCUCCCCUUGCAGCCAGUCCAGCAAGAUGGGUUUCCAGGCUUGGCUGCCUCUGCCGUUGCCAAAGCAGCUGGUGGUGUUUGGGCUGGGAGACUGGAGCUGUUACUCCCCGGACACACGCAUCAUGGCGGACGUGCUGGUGUCCCCGGGCAUCGCACCACAGCGGGUCGGCACGCUGGAGCCCGCCCGCAGGUCGCAGUGGGAGCUGGCACUGCUGGGGUGUCAGGAGGGGCGGCCUGGAAAAGCUUUCUGCUCUGUGGUGCUGCCUGGUUCUGCUGGUGUCAUCACAAAGCUGCUCAGGCCUGCUGGUCCUCCACCAUGGUGUUUCUCUCGAGUGAUACUUUCAGCUUCCUUUUGGUUGCUUUCAGAGGUGGAUCUUUUUUGGCUUUGGGGUGUUACCAGCUAGCGUGGAAGCAGGAAUUUUUCCCUGGUCAGUGUCAUUUGUGGGCUGAAAACCCAUGGUCCCCUGUGCAGGUCUCUGGUGUGGGAAGGUGACUGGAGGACAGAUAUUUUCAUGGCCUCGUUGAAAGAGAUGGACAAAGGCAACCCUGUGAAGCUUGUUCUGACUGUCAAUGGACAGUUGCUCCGAGGUGUCUCCAGCAGUACACCUGCCCGCCCCUUCCUCGUCCCGGAGACCACCCAGUCGCCAGUGCUCCCAGCACAUGAUAUGCCCCUUGGCCAGGACCUGGAGGAUCCCACUGUGGUUAAGAGUCAGAGCUCAGAGGUGACUGCUAGAGCAUCCAGGCCUGGGAGGAAGGACAUACACCCACCACAGAGGACCCUGGCCAUACCCUGUGCCCUGAAGCCACCAUCUGGCAAAGUGGAACCCAGUGAGGCCUGGAGGCAGAGUCCUGUCCACCCCAAGAAGCCCAGGAAAGUUUUAUUUGAACCCACAGCAUCUGAGAGAGAUCUCAAUGAAGAAGAUCUGGCGGUGGAGGAGUUGCAAGGCAGCCCCAGUCCACGGUGGUGCCAUGCCAUGUGCCUCAGUGACCUAAGGACAGCUGUUCUGAUCGGUGGAGAAGGUGUCGAUCAGCAGUCCUGCAAGGAUGCACUCUGGAAGCUGGAAAUUGACAGUGAUUUCUGGCUUCCAGUGGGUUUCCAGCUACAAAACGCCAUGCCAUCGUGCUUGCAUGGUCACACAGCUACCUACGACCCAGACACCAAGCGUAUCUACAUUGUUGGGGGCAUAAGGGAGGACAAAGACUACAGCAGCAUCUACAUUCUGGACACAGUCACCUGGAAAUGGCUCCUUGUGGCUGCUAAAGGGAGGAUGCCAGUGCUCGCCUACCACAGUGCAACUAUCUACCGCAAGGAGCUGUUUGUUUUCGGAGGGACUUUCCCCAAAAAGGCAUCACUGGCACUUGGACCCUGUAGCAAUGUGCUCUAUGUCUUCAAUCCAGAGCAUGAAAUUUGGUACCAGCCCAUCUCUGAAGGGGAGAAGCCUCUGCCUAGGCUUGGGCAUUCAGCUACUCUACUGAAGAACAAGCUGCUGAUUUUUGGGGGUCGGAGGACUUCUUUCUACCUCAGUGACAUGCACAUCCUGGAUCUGGAUCCCAUGGCGUGCCAGGAUGUCUGUGUGUCUCCACCCUCCCAAAAUGCAUAGAAAUUAUACCAGAGACUGACAACAGCAAGGCAGAAAAAAACAGGCAUUUGCUCACUGACACACAAUCUGUCAACAGAAAACCAAAAGGACCCUGAGGAUCUCUGUGCUCCAGUCCUCUUUGUAAACUCAAUGCUUCUCUUACAGUUUACAUUGGUUCAGAUAACUUUAAAUGACAUAUGCAUUUGAUUAAAUUACUCUAGUCAAAGUUUACUGGAGGAAUGGUUUAUAAGUGAGGAGGGAAGUGAUGGCAGUAUUGGCA